Microtus oregoni (creeping vole) is the source of this 7830-nucleotide messenger RNA. Its product is annotated as filaggrin-2-like. Gene Ontology annotation, molecular function: calcium ion binding; transition metal ion binding. The transcript has 6 exons. Gene Ontology annotation, biological process: establishment of skin barrier. Gene Ontology annotation, cellular component: keratohyalin granule; cornified envelope. NCBI's taxonomy places the organism in Eukaryota, Metazoa, Chordata, Mammalia, Rodentia, Cricetidae. The coding region runs from base 1 to 7830 and encodes 2609 amino acids. The record is from RefSeq and is a predicted model, not a curated record.
AUGACAGACCUCUUAAGAAGUGUUGUCACCGUCAUUGAUAUAUUCUACAAAUACACCAAGCAAGAUGGAGAAUGUGGCACACUGAGCAAGGAUGAGCUAAAGGAACUUCUGGAGAAAGAGUUUCGCCCAAUUCUGAAGAAUCCAGAUGAUCCAGAUAAAGUAGAUGUCAUCAUGCAUAUGCUGGAUCGAGAUCAUGACCGAAGACUAGAUUUCACUGAGUUUCUUCUGAUGGUGUUCAAAUUGGCUAUGGCCUGCAAUAAGGUUCUUGGAAAAGAAUACUGUAAAGCUUCAGGGUCAAAGAAGCCUAGGCAGGGUCAUCAAAAUCGAAAGGAAGAAAGUGAAACAGAAGAAGAAGAAGAGAUACCAAGACGGAAAUCAGGUUUCAGACGUUCGAGUUGGAGUGAGGGAGAGGAGCAUGGACAUAGUUCUGGGAGCUCAUGGGGAACUGCAAAACCUCGACAUAGGUCCAACUCUAGGAGGUUGGAAAGGCACAGUGAAUUAUCCAGCUCAGAGGAACCCAGGAGAAAACACCAUGGGUCUAGCGCUGGUCAAUCUUGGAGCGGUAACAAAGAGAGGCAUGGUUCCAGCUCUGAAGAGCUAGAAGAAAAAAGAAACAAGUCACACGGUAGGUCCUCUAGAGAAGCUGGGGAAGAAUAUGAAUCUGGAUCUAGGUUAAACAGUCAGGGAAGGAAAGGUCAUAGUGGAUUGUCACAUGGACUGGAGAAGAGCAAACAUGAAUCAAAUUCUACUCAGUCAAGAAAGGGUGGAGAACAAAAGCUUGGGCCUAGCUCUGCAAGUUCAGAAAACAGCAAAACACAAAGUCAUGCAUGUGGUCACAGCAAUUCUAGUGGAUGUUGCAGACCACAAAGUGCUUCAAGUUCUUGUCAGGCAAGUCCAUCUGGGAGGCAAGGAAGUCAGUCUUGCUCUACCCAGUCAAGAUGUCAAUCAGGAACUAGCGGAGGACGUGUCUCUGGAGGUCAGUCGUCUAGAUGUUGUCAAACUGAACCUAGAUCCUGCAGCCAGUCUUCUAGUCAGAGAGGAUAUGGAUGUGGUCAUGCAGAGCACUGUGGAAGACAGCAGAGCAUGAGCUCACAUCAUUCAUCAUGCUGCGGAUCUGGAGCAACCCAACAUUCUGGUUAUGGUCAGCACGGAGGCAGUUCCUGUGGACACUGUUCAAGCUCUCAACAGAAGGGGUGUUGUUCAAAUGAACAUUCCAAAUGUGGUCAUCAUGGGUCCGGUUCAGGGCAGCCAUCCUGCUGUGAACAACAUGGAACAAAUUCAAGACAGUCCUCUGGCUUUAAACAACAUGGGCAUGGAUCAGGACAGUCUUGCUGUGGCCAGCAUGGUACGGCAUCAGGUCAAUCCUCAGGUUGUGGUCAACAUGGGCAGCAUGCGUCUGGUUCAGGUCAGUUGUCUGGUUGCAGUGACCAAAGGUCUGGUUCUGGUCAGUUAUCUAGUUCUGGGCAGCAUGAGUCUGGUCCAGGUCAGUCAUCUGGCUAUGGGGGACAGGGAUCUGGAUCUGGUCAGUCAUCUAGCACUUGGAAACAUGGAUCUGGUCCAAGUCAGUCAUCUGGUUAUGGGAGGCAAGAGUCUGGUUCAGGUCAGUCAUCUAGCUCUGGGCAACAUGGGUCUCUCUCAGGUCAGUCGUCAAAAUCUGGGCAGCACGGGUCUCUCUCAGGUCAAUCGUCUAGCUCUGGGCAGCACGGGUCUCUCUCAGGUCAGUCAUCUAGCUCUGGGCAGCAUGGGUCUCUCUCAGGUCAGUCAUCUAGCUCUGGGCAGCACGGGUCUCUCUCAGGUCAGUCAUCUAGCUCUGGGCAGCACGGGUCUCUCUCAGGUCAGUCAUCUAGCUCUGGGCAGCAUGGGUCUCUCUCAGGUCAGUCAUCUAGCUCUGGGCAGCACGGGUCUCUCUCAGGUCAGUCAUCUAGCUCUGGGCAGCACGGGUCUCUCUCAGGUCAGUCAUCUAGCUCUGGGCAGCACGGGUCUCUCUCAGGUCAGUCAUCUAGCUCUGGGCAGCACGGGUCUCUCUCAGGUCAGUCAUCUAGCUCUGGGCAGCAUGGGUCUCUCUCAGGUCAGUCAUCUAGCUCUGGGCAGCAUGGGUCUCUCUCAGGUCAGUCAUCUAGCUCUGGGCAGCAUGGGUCUCUCUCAGGUCAGUCAUCUAGCUCUGGGCAACAUGGGUCUCUCUCAGGUCAGUCAUCUAGCUCUGGGCAGCACGGGUCUCUCUCAGGUCAGUCGUCUAGCUCUGGGCAACAUGGGUCUCUCUCAGGUCAGUCAUCUAGCUCUGGGCAGCAUGGGUCUCACUCAGGUCAGUCAACGGGUUAUAGGAGGCAUGGGCAUGGUUCAGGUCGGUCAUCAAGUGCUGGGCAGUAUGAGUCUGGCCCAGGUGAGUCAUCUGGGUAUGGAGAACAUAAAUCUGGUUCAAGUCACUCAUCUAGUUCUUGGCAGAACAAGUCUCAUUCAGGACAGUCAUCUGGCGUUGGGCAGCAAGGGUAUGGACAUGGUCAGUCAUCACCAUAUGGGUCUGGCCCAAGUCAGUCUUCUAGAUAUGGGAGACAUGGUUCUGGCUCUAAUAAGUCAUUUGGCUCAGGGCAAGAGUAUGGACAUGAAGAAAUUCACCAUGGAGAGUCAAGCUCCAAAGGUCAGGGAAGACAGGGAACACCCAAAAGACAGUCUGGAGACAGCAGUAGACAGCCUCAUUCUAGACAAGAACAGCCCUCUACUUCAGGGCGUUCAAGAACACCUAGAAGGACACCUGUCCACAGUGAAUCCAGUGAGAGUGAAGAACACACAGUAGUUUCUAGGAGACAAUCUGGAUCUCCUCAGAAUCAUGGUGGACAUCAGCAUGGAGAGUCUGGGUCUGCAGCUCAUGAAAGACAGGAAAGUCCUCAGAGACAAUCUAGGGACAGCAGUAGACAGUCUCAGUCUGGGCAUGAGCAGCCCUCACAUUCAUGGCCUUCAAGAAGACCAAGAGGGACACCUGUUCACCCCGAGUCCAGUGAAGGUGAGGAACACUCAGUAGUUUCUAGGAGACACUCAGAAUCUUCUCAGGGUCAUGGUGGACAUCAGCAUGGAGAGUCAGGGUCAGCAGGUUAUGGAAGCCAGGGGGGUCCUCAAAGACAAUCUAGGGACAGCAGUAGACAGUCUCAGUCUGGGCAUGAGCAGCCCUCACAUUCAGGGCCUUCAAGAAGACCAAGACAGACACCUGUUCAUCCCGAGUCUAGUAGAGGUGAGGAACACUCAGUAGUUUCUAGGAGACACUCAGAAUCUUCUCAGGGUCAUAGUGGACAUCAGCAUGGAGAGUCAGGAUCAGCAGGCCAUGGAAGCCAGGGGGGUCCUCAAAGACAAUCUAGGGACAGUAGUAGAGAGCCUCAGUCUGGGCAUGAGCAGCCUUCACAUUCAGGUCCUUCAAGAAGACCAAGAGGGGCACCAGUUCACUCUGAGUCCAGUGAAGGUGAGGAACACUCAGUAGUUUCAAGGAGACACUCAGGAUCUCCUCAGGGCCAUGGUGGACACCAGCAUGGAGAAUCGGGGUCAGCAGGUCAUGGAAGCCAGGGGGGUCCUCAAAGACAAUCGAGGGACAGCAGUAGAGAGCCUCAGUCUGGGCAUGAACAGCCAUCACAUGGCGGCUCUCAGAGAAGACCAAGACAGACACCAGUUCACCCAGAGUCUAGUAGAGGUGAGGAACACUCAGUAGUUUCUAGGAGACACUCAGGAUCUUCUCAGGGUCAUAGUGGACAUCAGCAUGGAGAGUCAGGGGCAGCAGGUCAUGGAAGCCAGGGAGGUCCUCAAAGACAAUCUAGGGACAGCAGUAGAGAGCCUCAGUCUGGGCAUGAGCAGCCAUCACAUGGUGCCUCUCAGAGAAGACCCAGAGGGAGACCAGUUCACCCUGAGUCCAGUGAAGGUGAAGAACAUUCUGUAGUUUCAGAAAGAAGUUCAGGAUCUCCACAGGGUCAUGGUGGACAUCAGCAUGGAGAAUCGGGGUCAGCAGGUCAUGGAAGCCAGGGGGGUCCUCAAAGACAAUCGAGGGACAGCAGUAGAGAGCCUCAGUCUGGGCAUGAACAGCCAUCACAUGGCGGCUCUCAGAGAAGACCAAGACAGACACCAGUUCACCCAGAGUCUAGUAGAGGUGAGGAACACUCAGUAGUUUCUAGGAGACACUCAGGAUCUUCUCAGGGUCAUAGUGGACAUCAGCAUGGAGAGUCAGGGGCAGCAGGUCAUGGAAGCCAGGGAGGUCCUCAAAGACAAUCGAGGGACAGCAGUAGAGAGCCUCAGUCUGGGCAUGAACAGCCAUCACAUGGCGGCUCUCAGAGAAGACCAAGACAGACACCAGUUCACCCAGAGUCUAGUAGAGGUGAGGAACACUCAGAAGUUUCUAGGAGACACUCAGGAUCUUCUCAGGGUCAUAGUGGACAUCAGCAUGGAGAGUCAGGGGCAGCAGGUCAUGGAAGCCAGGGGGGUCCUCAAAGACAAUCUAGGGACAGCAGUAGAGAGCCUCAGUCUGGUCAUGAGCAGCCAUCACAUGGUGCCUCUCAGAGAAGACCCAGAGGGAGACCAGUUCACCCUGAGUCCAGUGAAGGUGAAGAACAUUCUGUAGUUUCAGAAAGAAGUUCAGGAUCUCCACAGGGUCAUGGUGGACAUCAGCAUGGAGAAUCAGGAUCAGUAGGCCAUGGAAGCCAAGGAGGUCCCCAAGGACAAUCUAGGGACAGCAGUAGACAAUCUCAGUCUGGACAUGAACAGACCUCACAUUCAUGGCCUUCAAGAAGACCAAGACAGACACCUGUUCACCCCGAGUCCAGUGAAGGUGCGGAACACUCAGUAGUUUCUAGGAGACAUUCAGAAUCUUCUCAGGGUCAUGGUGGACACCAGCAUGGAGAAUCAGGGACAGCAGGUCAUGGAAGCCAGGGGGGUCCUCAAAGACAAUCUAGGGACAGCAGUAGAGAGCCUCAGUCUGGGCAUGAGCAGCCAUCACAUGGCGGCUCUCAGAGAAGACCCAGAAGGGCACCAGUUCACCCUGAGUCCAGUGAUAGUCAACAACACUCAGUAGUUUCAAGGAGACAUUCAGAAUCGCCACAGGGUCAUGGUAGACAUCAGCAUGGAGAAUCAGGGUCACCAGGCCAUGGAAGCCAGGGAGGACCUCAAAGACAAUCUAGGGACAGUAGUAGAGAACCUCAGUCUGGGCAUGAGCAGCCCUCACAUUCAGGGCCUUCAAGAAGACCAAGACAGACACCUGUUCACCCCGAGUCUAGUAGAGGUGAGGAACACUCUGUAGUUUCUAGGAGACACUCAGAAUCAUCUCAGGGUCAUAGUGGACAUCAGCAUGGAGAGUCAGGGGCAGCAGGUUAUGGAAGCCAGGGGGGUCCUCAAAGACAAUCUAGGGACAGCAGUAGAGAGCCUCAGUCUGGGCAUGAGCAGCCAUCACAUGGUGGCUCUCAGAAAAGACCCAGAGGGAGACCAGUUCACCCUGAGUCCAGUGAAGGUGAAGAACAUUCUGUAGUUUCAGAAAGAAGCUCCGGAUCUCCACAGGGUCAUGGGAGACAUCAGCAUGGAGAGUCAGGAUCAGCAGGCCAUGGAAGCCAAGGAGGUCCCCAAGGACAAUCUAGGGAGAGCAGUAGACAGUCUCAGUCUGGGCAUGAGCAGCCAUCACAUUCAUGGCCUUCAAGAAGACCAAGAGGGGCACCAGUGCAUUCUGAGUCCAGUGAAGGUGAGGAACACUCAGUAGUUUCAAGGAGACACUCAGGAUCUCCUCAGGGUCAUGGUGGACACCAGCAUGGAGAAUCGGGGUCAGCAGGUCAUGGAAGCCAGGGGGGUCCUCAAAGACAAUCUAGGGACAGCAGUAGAGAGCCUCAGUCUGGGCAUGAGCAGCCAUCACAUGGUGCCUCUCAGAGAAGACCAAGACAGACACCAGUUCACCCAGAGUCUAGUAGAGGUGAGGAACACUCAGUAGUUUCUAGGAGACACUCAGGAUCUUCUCAGGGUCAUAGUGGACAUCAGCAUGGAGAGGUCAUGGUGGACAUCAGCAUGGAGAAUCAGGGUCAGCAGGCCAUGGAAGUCAGGGAAGACCUCAAAGACAAUCUAGGGACAGCAGUAGACAGUCUCAGUCUGGGCAUGAACAGACCUCACAUGGUGGCUCUCAGAGAAAACCCAGAGGGAGACCAGUUCACCCUGAGUCCAGUGAAGUUUCAGAAAGAAGCUCAGGAUCUCCACAGGGUCAUGGGAGACAUCAGCAUGGAGAGUCAGGAUCAGCAGGCCAUGGAAGCCAAGGAGGUCCCCAAGGACAAUCUAGGGAGAGCAGUAGACAAUCUCAGUCUGGACAUGCACAGACCUCACAUUCAUGGCCUUCAAGAAGAUCAAGAGGGGCACCAGUUCACUCUGAGUCCAGUGAAGGUCAUGGUGGACACCAGCAUGGAGAAUCGAGGCCAGCAGGUCAUGGAAGCCAGGGAGGUCCUCAAAGACAAUCUAGGGACAGCAGUAGACACUCUCAGUCUGGGCAUGUGCAGCCCUCACAUUCAGGAGCUACAAAAGGUCCAAGAGGGACACCUGUUCAACCUGAGUCCAGUGAAGGUGAGGAACACUCAGUUGUUUCAAGGAGACACUCAGAAUCUUCUCAGGGUCUUGGUGGCUAUCAGCAUGGAGAAUCGGGGUCAGCAGGUCAUGGAAGUCAGGGAGGACCUCAAAGACAAUCUAGGGACAGCAGUAGACAGUCUCAGUCUGGUCAUGAAGAGACCUCACAUUCAGGAAGUACAAAAGGUGCAGGAGGGACACCUGUUCACUCUGAGUCCAGUGAAGUCCCAUAGAGACCCUAAAUCACAACAUGGAGAGUCGGGUUAUAGUCAUACUGCAACAGAUAGUACUCACUGGCAGUCAAGGGACCGUCUAAGCAAACAAUCAAGCAACGCACAUGUCCAGUCUGAUACAAGGCAUUAUAGGUCACAUAGUACUGGCAACCAAUAUAGUUCUAGUCAACGUUGGAGACAUGGCAGCUAUGGCCGUGAAGAUUAUGACUAUGGACAAUCAGGAUAUGGACCUUCUGAAGGCAGCAGAACUAGCAGUCGCAAUUCUAGUCCUUUGAGGUCAUCGCAUAGACCUACACACACACAAGUGUCAAGAUAUGGACAGUCUUUCUCUCUUUCUCACCAUCUAGGAUCCAAAGCAAAUGAAGGAAUGGGAGAGCUGGUGUUAAAAUAUAGAGAAGCAGAUACAGAUCAUGGGCAACCAGUUGAUCACUACAAUCUGACUGGAUCUAGUACAGGUGGAACUCUAGUCUCUAGUCUUGGCCAUUCUGGAGUAACACCUGAGCAUUUGAAUGACUGUGAUUUUAAGUACAGGUACAGUCUGAAAGAAAAACAAGAAACUACUCCAAACCAGCCAGUUGACCAAUCUGGUUUUGGCCAUAGUCAAUAUAUAUUAUUUCAGGACAAUUCGGAAUCCAGUUCAAUUGGAAAUCAAUCUGGAUUCAGCACUAAUAAAAGUCAAGUAUAUAACCAUGGCCAAUCAAAUGAUAUCUACCAGCUGUCAAGUGACAGUAGAAAUAGAAAUCAAAGAUCUUCUCUCAACAGCUCUCUUCAGAGCCUAUCCCGUAUGGGAACUGAAGAGUGUAACUAUUUACCAUGUGCAACCUCAUCAGGUGAGGGGAAACAAGGACAGGAGCCAGGAUCUGAUUCAUCAGGGACUAUCAGAAUAUAUAGUCAAUAUGUAGAUGACCAAGAGACAAGGGACACUGAAUCCAGAGGUUACCAUGAAAAGGGGGAAAUGAAUUCAGCUUCUGCCUACAUAGAUAGCAACACUCCACUAUACACAUAUGUCCAAGAACAAAAAUACCACUAUUUUUAUUGA